CUGAUCAGUGCCAAUUGAACACUUAUAAUUCAUACCACAUUCAUUCCCAAGCCGGGGUCUGCCGUUUUAUUCAGGCCUUCCUUCCAUUCUGAUCGAUCCACAUUCUUGCCAUGUCCUCUGUUAUCGGUCGAUCUAAUCUGAAACUCUAAAAAUCAACCGUUCCGCCCAGCCUCGAUCCCACCCGAUGGGUGGUAUCAUGACGCGGGCCAGGAAGCGAGCCGGGAAUAAUCGAAUUCAGGAUGACGCCAAGGCUGCCAAACUUCCCCAGCUCUUGGCGACCGAUCCUUCGCCAGAUUCGAGUCCCAUUGAGUCCAAAAGUUCGUCCUUGAACCGUUCUUCCAGUUUGAUUUGCUCCGUAUGUCUGGACCCGCCCGUUCAUCCGGUGGAUUUGCCUUGCCGCCACACCUUUUGUUACUUGUGUGCCAAGGGUUUGUAUGAGAGUGACACGCCCAUUUGUUCCCUGUGUCGAGCACCCAUUCCUCGAGGGUAUCUCAAGCAAGCGGAUCAGAUUCGGCGAUCACGGUCAGAUUUUGAGGGCUGCGUGUCCGGGGUCAACAGCUGGCAAUGGUUUUACGAAGGUCGAAAUGGGUGGUGGAAGUUCGAGCAACGUCACAACCAAGAGAUUGAGGCGAGUUUCGGGAACCAAGACGAACAAUUGGAGGCUUUGAUAUGCGGCCAUCUGUAUAUCGUUGACUUCAAAAAUAUGGUUCAAUAUCGAAAAGAUCACAUGGGGCGUCGCCGCAAGAUCAAGCGAGAUGUGGUAUUAGCCCGGUGUAAAGGCGUGGCCGGGUUGGUCGUGAGAGAUUCAUAGUCUAGCCGAGUCCGAUCGAUCCAAUCGGGGAAAUAAAAGGCCCUUAAGAUUGAGAUGUCAGUGUUAUGCUACCGAAGAUUUUGUCCAGUUUAGUUUUGCUUCAUCAGAUUUUGAUAUUGCGCAUUAUGCGAUGACUUGGCCCACAACACCCAAAGAGAAACCGAGAACCGUAUUUGUUUGGAAAAGUGGGGACACAAAAGCUUUAUUUCAAUGCGUUAAUAAAAGUUAGCAACGAAAAACACA
Tigriopus californicus is the source of this 1054-nucleotide messenger RNA. Its product is annotated as E3 ubiquitin-protein ligase rnf146-like. The transcript has 2 exons. NCBI's taxonomy places the organism in Eukaryota, Metazoa, Arthropoda, Copepoda, Harpacticoida, Harpacticidae. The record is from RefSeq and is a predicted model, not a curated record. Gene Ontology annotation, cellular component: cytoplasm; nucleus. Gene Ontology annotation, molecular function: zinc ion binding; poly-ADP-D-ribose binding; ubiquitin protein ligase activity. The coding region runs from base 185 to 811 and encodes 208 amino acids. Gene Ontology annotation, biological process: Wnt signaling pathway; ubiquitin-dependent protein catabolic process.